Molecule: messenger RNA, 1663 nt
Organism: Cyprinus carpio (common carp)
Lineage: Eukaryota; Metazoa; Chordata; Actinopteri; Cypriniformes; Cyprinidae
Product: sorting nexin-5
Exons: 15
Coding region: 257-1381 (374 amino acids)
Molecular function (GO): phosphatidylinositol binding
Source: RefSeq, a predicted model, not a curated record
GAGUUGCUUUACAAGUUACUUCACAUGUAAUGUGUGAGUUUAUUACAUAUGUCAUUUGAAAGAAGACGUUAAAAAACUAUAUUCGAUAAAAUUUCACAUACGGCCAAAUCGCAGGACCAGAGUGACCUUUGAUCUGAAGGAUAUCCUGUCUCAGCAGGAAUGUACGUGUGAGCAUUUUGUAUCGACCAGAGAGAGGGCAAGGAAGGAAGGGAAAUAGAGUAGAAAAUUGAGAUUAAACCAGUUGAAUGCAAGGAAGAUGGAAGUUUCAAGUGCAGAAGCAGCACUAAGUGUAAGUGCAAGCAGCAUCAGAAUCACUGAUGUGACUCAGGAUGGAGAUGUUUUGACAUUUGCUAUCGCGUCCCAGAAAUUGAACAGUAGUGCUGGGGUGUGUGUUUUUCGAAUAUAUGAGGACUUUGACUGGCUUCAACAGAGUCUAUUCUCACAAGAAAAUCUUCCCGGACUUCAGGGAAUUAUAUUUCCACCUUUGCCCUCCAAAGCACUUCCAUCACAAUCAAACACCCAAACCAAAGCACUCAAACAACUUGGGUUCCUGGCUCUAGGACAGGAUUGGCAGAGUUAUUGUAAGGCUCUGGAGUUUUAUCUCCAGCAGGUGGCAGCACACCCAACUCUCUGCAAGUGCAAAGCACUGGACAGCUUUCUUAUUAACUCUGAGUCUCCUGGAAAACAGCGAGGCAGGAAAGGAAUCUUUAAUCGCCUCAGCCAGGCUGUGGAGGAGAUGAGGAAGGAAAGCCAUAAGGACGUGGACAACUUCUUUCAGAAUGAGAGAAACAAAAACACUAAUCUUGCCGCUUUGUCAAAGGUUGCCACAGAGAAAUUACUCGAUGUUGUGAUGACAGAGCAAAAGCUUGCUUUGGCCUGUGGACAUUUCGCCACAUCUCUUCAUCUUUGUGUGAAUCAGGAUGAUGCAGCUGCUGUAGCUUUCUCCAAGGUUUGUUUGAAGCUAUCAGAUGUUAUUGAGGCAGUAAAUCGAAACUUUGAGAAAGUUGCCAGUAACGAUCUGUCCACUCUUGGUUUGGGUCUGGACCUGGAGUCUCGCUACCAGGAGGCAGAGAAAGUAUGGGAAUGUGUCUUAAUGAUAGCCUGUAAACUGAUAGAACUGGAAACAGUUAAGAAGGGUACAGAAAAAGCCAAGGCCAGUAAGAGAGAAGUGAUGGAAGCAUUUCAAAAAGCGGUUGAGAAAGAGUUCAACCUCAUCUCAUCUGUGGCUAAACAAGAGAUUGAGCGUUUCCAUAGCUCCCGUGUGAAUGUGCUGAAGAACUUCCUGAUUGGCUGGUGUGAACUACAGCUCAACACAGCGAAGGAGUUUGCUGAACUCUACUCUCAGCAUCUGGAAGCUUGCAGAAACAUGUACUCAGAAUGAAUGAAACAAACACAUUAUAACAAUAUAGCUGGUAAUGUAAUCAAACUUUUCCAAGACAGCUAAAUAAUCAGAACCUUAUCGCAAAAUGAUAAAAGUGCUCUGUAAUUUCUGUUUAUUCUGAAAUCUUUUUAAUUACUAGUCCCCUUUCAUGUGAUUGUACUUAAUCUUUUUCAGCCUAAUUUGAACACCAGUGUAACUUCCAGUUCCACAAUCCUAGGUUAGGCUACAGAUUUAGUAGUGAACUUUGUUCUGUGUAAGCUUGCAAUAAAGCUAUAAAACCCA